Oncorhynchus gorbuscha (pink salmon) is the source of this 4138-nucleotide messenger RNA. RefSeq names its product chromodomain helicase DNA binding protein 1-like (gene chd1l). The transcript has 24 exons. Gene Ontology annotation, biological process: DNA repair; chromatin remodeling. NCBI's taxonomy places the organism in Eukaryota, Metazoa, Chordata, Actinopteri, Salmoniformes, Salmonidae. Gene Ontology annotation, molecular function: DNA helicase activity; ATP binding; ATP-dependent chromatin remodeler activity. The record is from RefSeq and is a predicted model, not a curated record. Gene Ontology annotation, cellular component: nucleus. The coding region runs from base 93 to 3200 and encodes 1035 amino acids.
CAGGUCAUCUGAUCAGGAAGUAAACAAUGUUUGUUUGGCGCUAAACUUCCUUCCUUGUUGUUUCUCUGAAACUUUCCUCAGCUUUUGGAAAUAUGGCCAGCUUCCAUCAGAAAAUAAAAACAAGCGUAUCGGAAGAAACCAAGAGCAGUCUGACUGAAAAAGAUUUGCAGAAAUGGGGUUUGCAAGGGAUUCAGUUGCGAGCCUAUCAGCUGGACGGAGUGCAGUGGCUCACCCAGUGCCUGGCCAACCAGCAGGGAUGUAUCUUAGGAGAUGAGAUGGGCCUGGGCAAGACCUGCCAGACCAUCUCUCUGCUAUUGUACAUGAGAGGGGCCCUGCGGCAGGACGGGCCGUUCCUGGUCCUCAGCCCACUGUCUGUCAUGGACAACUGGAGGAGCGAGAUGGAAUGCUUAUCCCCCUGUCUCAAGGUGCUGUGUUACUAUGGAGACAAAGACAAGAGAGCAGAACUGCAGAGGGACAUGAACAACACACACUACCAUGUUCUGCUAACUACAUAUGAGCUCUGUAUCAAAGAUGCCUCAUUCCUGAAAAGGAGGAAGUGGAAAGUCUUGGUAGUUGAUGAGGCUCACAGACUGAAGAACCAGAACUCCCUGUUGCACAAAAUCCUGAUGGAGUUCUCUCUGGAUUUCAGAGUGCUGCUGACAGGAACUCCUAUCCAGAACAACCUGACGGAGCUCUACAGCCUCCUAUCGUUCAUCCAGCCCAGUCUCUUCCCCACAGACCAGACCGAGGACUUCACUAGCACUUACAACCAGGUCCAGACACAACCGACUCUGGCCAGUGAUCUCCAGAGAGUGCUGCAGCCCUUCCUGCUGAGGAGGGUGAAGGCUGAGGUAGCAGCUGACCUCCCCAUGAAGACAGAGAUACUGAUGUACCACGGCCUGUCUGCCCUGCAGAAGAGAUAUUAUAAGGCUAUACUCAUGAAGGACCUGUAUGCCUUUGGGAAUGAGCAGGGAAACAAGACCAGACUGCUUAAUAUACUGAUGCAGCUCCGGAAGUGUGUGGACCACCCCUACCUGUUUGAUGGUGUGGAACCAGAGCCGUUUGAGAUGGGGGAGCAUCUGAUCCAGGCUAGUGGAAAACUCUGUCUGCUGGACAGCAUGCUGGCAUACCUGCACCAAGGGGGACAUCACAUCUUGCUGUUCUCCCAGAUGACCAGGAUGCUGGACAUUCUCCAGGACUACAUGGAAUACAGAGGUUACAGAUAUGAGCGUCUGGAUGGCUCAGUCAGGGGGGAAGAGCGUAACCUGGCCAUCAAGAACUUCAGCAGCAAAGACGUCUUUGUCUUUCUACUCAGCACUAAAGCAGGAGGCGUUGGGAUGAACCUAACAGCAGCUGAUACUGUGAUCUUCAUUGACUCUGACUUCAACCCCCAGAAUGACCUGCAGGCUGCCGCUCGCUGCCAUCGGAUUGGUCAGACCAGGGCUGUGAAGGUGAUCCGGCUCCUGGGGAGGGAUACGGUAGAGGAGAUUGUGUACUCCCGGGCAAGUUCUAAGCUCAGCCUUACCAACACAGUGAUAGAAGAGGGGCGUUUCUCUCUGCUUAACCACACCCACUCUGCUGCUGCCGGUCUGCAGCUCAGCGAGAUCCUGAAGUUUGGAUUGGACAAACUGUUGUCGUCAGAUGAGAGCUCCAUCCAGGCUGUGAACAUGGGUCUGAUCCUGGGUCAGUCUAGAGACGGGGAGUGGCUGACUGAUGAAGCCCCCACCCAGACCAAGGACCUGCCCACAGAGCAGGGAGAAUCUGAGGGACAGAACCACAUGUACUACUUUGAAGGGAGGGAUUACUCCCGGGAGGUGAGCUCUGAGGACCAGAGGACCUUCAGUCGUCUCCUGGAGGAAGAGGCAGGAGGAGGAGGAGAGAGACGAGCGACACGACACAACGAUGAAGUGUGUCUGUCCGGGCCCCUGUUGGCCCCCAUGAGGAAGAGGAAGGCCUUGACUGAGACUGACCUGCAAGAGAGGGAGGAGGCUGCAGCUAAGAGGGCCAGAGUACAGGAGGACAAGAGGAAGAGAUUACAGGAGAACAAACACAGGAAGAAGAUGGCAUGGUGGGAGUCCAGUGGGUACAGGUCCCUGUGUUUACCCUCUGUGGAGAGCGAGGAGGAGGAGGAGGCUGAUGACCUCAGUGUGACCUCUACAGAUUCAGAACACUCUGCUAUUAGCUACGUGUUGGGCGAUGUCACACACCCCUACGCCAACCAGGAAGAUGCCAUCAUAGUGCACUGUGUUGAUGACUCUGGCCGGUGGGGUAGAGGUGGUCUCUUCACAGCAUUGGAGAACAGGUCAGAUGCACCAUGUAAACAAUAUGAGCUGGCUGGAAAGAUGAAAGACUUGGAGCUGGGAUCAGUGUUGCUGUUUCCUGUGGAUGAUAAACAGUCCAGACUGGAUGGCCAAGACCAGGUGGCCCUGAUAGUGGCCCAGCAGAGAGCCAGAGACAACAGCCUGUCAGGGAUCCAUCUCUCUGCUCUGGAAGAAGGACUCCAGAAAAUCUACAGGGUCGCCAAGACUAACAAGGCUAGCGUCCACCUCCCCCGUAUCGGCCACUCCACCAGAGGGUUUAACUGGUAUGGAACAGAGAGACUCAUCAGAAAACACCUGGCCUCCAGAGGGAUACACACCUCCAUAUACUACUACGGCAGGUCUGCCGCUACCUCUGCUUUAGGUACAUCCACAACACCCUCCACAGCAUCAGCCUCAACCUCCAAGGCCUCAGCCUCUAGCUCCAAGACCUCAGCAGCAUCCCCCUCCCCAACCUCCGUCUCGGUCUCCCCCUCUCCUCCACACUCCCCCCCAGUGCCACAGUAUCCUGGCCCUGACUCAGACAGGGAGAGUGAGGAAGGAGAGACAGCCAAUCAGAGCAGCAGGACCCCCAGCCCCUCUGGACCUGCUCUGCCUGACUUCAUGAGAGGAGUUCAUGUGUUCUUCUACAACCUGACAGCCUCAGACAGGAAGAGACUGGCCCGCUAUCUCAUCACAUAUGAAGGAGAUGAGGAGGAGAUCAUGAGUUCAGAGGUCACACACAUUGUAACAGAGCUGGAGAGUCCUGUCCAAUCACAGGAGCUCCAGGAGCUGAUUGGUCAGCACCCUCAUGCACUUCCUGUUCAGAAGACCUGGCUGGAGGCCUGCUUCUCUACACAGAGACAAGUCAACACCACCAAGUUCCUGCACUGCUUUAAAUGAUGUAUCUCUUCAGUACUAUAACACGCAGGAGAUGUGAGCCUGCAGGAGCCACGGAUCAAUUCCUUUUGCAGUACUCCCUUUCUCCCGCUACAAUACUACUUAACAUACUCAACUGAUUACACUGAAGUAGAGAACAUUCCUUUACUCUGCUUUUUAUUUGUAUACAUGUUUAUCAAUUAUUUUAAUUUGAAAUGUAUUUUGGUAGUUGCAGGCAGCCUAGUAGUUACAGCGUUGGGCCAGUAACUGAAAGGUUGCUGGAUCGAAUCCCGGAGCUGACAAGGUAAACAUCUGUCAUUCUGCCCCUUAGCAAGGCAGUUAACCCCCUGUUCCCCAAGCUCUGAAGACAUGGGUGUCGAUUAAGGAAGCCUCCCCCCGCACCUCUCUGAUUGAGGGGUUAAAUGUGGAAGACACAUUUCAGUUGAAUGCAUUCAGUUGUACAACUGACUAGGUAUCUCCCUUUCCUUAUCAUUAGGUGUUCUCUAUAUCAGUGGUUCCCAACAUUUUUCAGAUACUGUCCCUGAGGUACCCCUAUGGCUGGGAACCAAUGCUGUUUAUCUGACCAAGUACCACUCUAAAGUGAUAUGUUAUGGAACAGAGAGGUGGGGCUUAUAGAAAAGGGGCGUGGCAUGAUGCUCCAGCUGUAGAGGUCAAUGAGGUAUAAAAGAACUGGGAACUGCUUCCAAGAUGGACAUCUGUUGUUUUUAAUGUAAUCUGCUCAUGUUGGCAUAUGCUGUUUUGUGGUCACUCCCAUCUGCUUGACAGAGCCGGUAACACCUGAUCACUAGCGCUGUGUGCACUGGCGCUAGCAGCAAUGACGUCAUCCAGAAGCAUUGCUGCUAGCGCUGUGUGCACUGGCGCUAGCAGCAAUGACGUCAUCCAGAAGCAUUGAAUGAUUAGCGCUGUGUGCACUGGCGCUAGCAGCAAUGACGUCAUCCAGA